Episyrphus balteatus (marmalade hoverfly) is the source of this 3201-nucleotide messenger RNA. RefSeq lists its product as uncharacterized. The record is from RefSeq and is a predicted model, not a curated record. Lineage: Eukaryota; Metazoa; Arthropoda; Insecta; Diptera; Syrphidae. Bases 1268 to 3058 code for a protein of 596 amino acids. The transcript is spliced from 2 exons.
AAUCCAAAAAUUAUUGUUUUCGAAAUCUUAUUUUUGGCUUAUAUUUAAAUUAUAUAAAUGCUUCUUCACAAAAAGUUUGGUUGAAAUCGAAUAAGCAGCUUCGGAGAUAAUCGGAUUUGAAAAAAACGGUUCUAUGGCAGGUACCGUUAAUAAUGAUUUGCAAAAAAAAAUUUUUUCAUUAGAAGAUAGACCUUAGCUCAAAACUAACAUUUGAAUUUUUUAAACAAAAUCGUUAGAGCAGUUUUUGAGAUAUUUCAAUUUUACUUAAAUCGGUAUAUGACAAGUACCGUUAUUUUUGUCCAAAAAAAUUAAUUCCAAAAACCCCUCUGGAGAGUCGCCAAACAACGCUACAUACCAAGUUUGGCAUUAAUCGGUCCAUCCGUUUAGGCUGUAGCUCCUUAUACAGACAGACAGACAGACAGACAGACUGACAGACAGACAGACAGACAGACGGACUUCCGGGACCCACUUUUUUGGCAUUGUCUACCAUCGUAAUGUCAUGGAAAAAUGUUAUCUCAACUUUUUUUUUUUGUACGAAUGCAUAACUUGAUAUAUCUGUGGUAAUAAGUUAAAAGAGCUUAUGUCGACAUAAGUGAAAAUCGAUUUUAUUUGCUUAAUAUGUUCACUUUUUUUUCAGCUUUGUUUUAGUCUGGGUCUCAUUUCUCUACGCAAAAUAUAAACCGUUAAAUUUAAAAAAAUCAUAGUAGCUUAAGUCUUUUUGAACAAAAACUGCAUUUGCAUAAUAGCUUAUGUAUGUGUUGAAAUAAAAUCGUUCAAAUCUUAAAAAGAAUACAUUUUUUUAAAUCAGCUUAAGUCAUGGCAUAAGCUGUUAUGAAAAUUUGAAUUCAAAUAUAUUCAUCGCUUAGGUCAACAUAAGCUAUUUUAAACUUGUGGUCGAGUGAACCAUUUGUGUUCUUAUGUCGACUUAAGCCAUUUUAAAAAAUUGAAUUUUGAACCAAACCCAAUUUUGCAAAACAGCUUAAGUAACAUAAGCUGUUUUGUUCCUUGAAAUGUCUGCAAAAUUGUAUGCUUAAGUCAAAGUAAGCUAUUUUUUCAAAUGUAACGGUCGUCCCGAACGCGACUUAAGUGAAUUUUCAAUUUAAAUCAUUUGUGAAGUUUUCUUCGAGCAGGUAAGUUCUUUUAGAGAAAAAUAUUAUUUUUCAAGAAACAAAUAUGUUUUGCUAUUAUUUCGGUUGAUUUCUAAUUCAUAAUCAAUUCAAACCGUUUUUUAGAAAUAAAAAUAUCCUACACAAAAAGCUUUACAAAGAUGAACAGAUCAAGCAAAAUCCUUGCCUUGGCACUUAACAAAAUUGGUAAAAACACAGAAAGCGAGCAAAAUAAAACCCACAACAGUUACUGCAGCGAAAAAACGCCAGCGCGAGCGGUUACGUCUAUAAAAAAAAAGAAACUUGAAGAUACCGACGUUUUUGAGAGCCCAGUUUUAAAUGAAUCUGGUUCAUCAUACAACUAUGGAGUGGAAUCAAAUAUUGAGGAUCUUCAACUUUUUGACGUCGAUGAUGAUGACGACAGCAUAAAAGAUCCAGACUUUGCUCCAAGUUCUCCAAGCAGCAUUGACGGCAGUAAUUACAGCGAAGAUACUAGACAAGCCGCACUUAUUUUGGAAAGAAAUUUAUGUGAUAAUCAGGAAAAUUUGGUGAGUACUAGUGUUUGUGAAGAGAUUAUUGUACCUGAAGAAAUUGUUAGAAAGAAGAUAAUAUCACCAGGAACAACGACUCAACCAGACCAGCGUGGAUGUGGAGCUUCAAACACAACAAACCCACAAAUAGAAAACGAGAUCCGGGAACAUAUAAAAUCUUUCCCAGCUUAUGAAUCUCACUACACGCGAAGAGACAGUUCGUGCAAAUAUUUUCAUAGUGAUUUGACGCUUUCAAAAAUGUAUAGAUUGUACUGUGAAAAACAUCAAUCAGUAGCUUCAAUCUCGACAUAUUCAAAAAUAUUCAAAACAAUGAAUAUAAAAUUUAAAAAGCCCAAGCUUGACACCUGCCACAGAUGUGAAAUUUUAAAAACGAAAUUAGAAAUUGGAGCAGAGGAUGAAGAAGCCAAAAGUCAAUUGCUAAAAGAGCAGGAGGAGCAUCAUAAACUUGCAGACUUAGCAUAUAAAAGCAAGAGUAAGGACAAGGAUACUGGUAGGAAUGACAAUUCAAUCAAGGUUUACACAUUUGAUCUACAACAGUGUCUUCCUACUCCGUUCCUUCGGACAAAUAUCUCGUUCUAUAAAAGACAACUGUGGACAUACAAUUUAACACUCCAUGACUGUGUAACAAACCAAGCAUAUUGUUAUAUGUGGGACGAAUCUGUUGCAAACCGUGGAGGUAAUGAAAUAGCCUCAUGUGUGUUCCAGCACCUGAAAAAAAUCCCAAGUACUGUUAAUAACUUGAUCUUCUAUAGUGACUGCUGUGCGGGUCAAAACAAAAAUGGAUACGUUGCAACAAUGUUUCAAAUAUUUAGCACGAACUCAAGCAUUUCCGUAAUUGACCACAAGUUUUUGGUGCCUGGCCAUACCCAUAUGGAAUGUGAUGUUGACCACGCUGCCAUUGAGAGGAAAAAAAAGGUAUCAUCCGUUAACAUCCAUCAUCCAAGGGAUUGGUUUCAAUUAGUUAGAUCCAUCGGAAAGAAACCAUUCAUUGUCCAUGAAAUGACACGCAUAGACUUCCUUGACUUUGCGAAAAUGUCAAAGGAAAAAUUCACUUGGCGCAAGACAUCCGAAGCCAAGACAAAAUUUGUUUGGCGAGAUAUUAAAUGGUUGCGUUUUACAACUGAUUUUGGAUUAAUACAAUAUAAAACAAGCCUCGAUGAAAACGAAGAAUUUCAACAUCUAAAUAUUAAAAAACGUGGAGUCAAUGUCGUUUUCCUUGAUGAAAUUCCAGUCUGUUACUCUGGGCCUAAUUUAAUCAGCAAGGAAAAGAAAAAAGACUUGAUAGAACUACUGCCUGUAAUUGAAAAAUCAUACCACGACUUCUAUUUAAAUCUUAAAUCCGACGACAUUAAAGAUAAUCACCCUGAUUUGACUGAUGAUGAAAGUGAAGAAGAAAAUUAAAUUUGAAAACAUCUUUUUUAUUUAUGCUUUUAUUUUUCACUAAAUUUUAUAACCAGUAUCGUUCAAUUCUGAAAAAAAUUAAAGUUGUAAAAGUCUAAAAAUGAAUUUCCUAAUACACACAAUACAAUAAUAAUAAUAAAAUU